CCUCGACAGUGUCUAACCGGCACGGUCAAUCAGACUCACUCAACCAGGACAGCUGAUUCAUCUACGACUAAAAAUCAUCGAGAAUAAUCAAUCAAUCAACUAAAACCUAUGGGAUUCGCACAUCAUUAACUUAUAAACAAACCAAUCACAGAAUCAAAUAAACACUUUUAGGCUAUGUGUAUAGGUUAGCAUUUUUUUAGGUUAUGUGUUUGUAUUAAGUUUCGUUUUUUCUUCGUGAACCAUUAAAAUGGAUAAAAGUAAUGAACGUAAGGUGAAUUUACAAAAAUUAACGCUUAUAGAACUGAAGGAAAUAUUGGAGAGAGAGAAUGGACUCGCAAAAAACAAGUCUUUGUUGAGGAAACUGCCAGACAAAGGCGAGUCCAUAAUAAAGUUUCGUGACAAGGUUGAAGCGGAAAUUAAACAUAGGGAGAGUGUUGAGGCACUUGAAGCUUCAUUUGCCACACUGUCAGUUAAUGUUGACCUACCUGUUGAUAAGCACACUGAGAAAAUAUUUGUGAUGGAAAAACCCGAAAAGAAAAGGUUUAUACCCGGGUUGACGCUUCAAAAGGAAUAUCAUCCGAAAGCUGGACAUGAUUCGUCAAAGUUCAUAGAAGAUGCCAAGUAUUUUAACAAGCAGACACAACGUUUGUCACUUCCAGAAUCAGUUGGUAUUUUGAAAAAACAAGAUGAAAGGACUAAGGAGGAACAAAUUCGAAAUAAAACUGCAAAAGAGAUGGAGCAAUUAGAGGAGUUAGGAAAAGAUGAUGAAAGUGCAUCCAAUAGUUCCAAUGAAUCUGAUAGUGACAGUACUCCAGAUGACGACAAACCAUAACGUUUGAUUUUGAUUGUUUAAUUAAUUUAUAAACCAUUUUAUCUGUGAUAAUUCUAACUUAUUUUCAUUUCAUCAUAUGUAUAAAUGAAACAUUAAAGGUUUUUUAAAAAAUAUCGUUGUAUUU
This is a messenger RNA of Aethina tumida (small hive beetle), 956 nucleotides long. RefSeq lists its product as uncharacterized. Gene Ontology annotation, cellular component: nucleus. Gene Ontology annotation, biological process: transcription elongation by RNA polymerase II. The coding region runs from base 248 to 832 and encodes 194 amino acids. The transcript has 3 exons. The record is from RefSeq and is a predicted model, not a curated record. NCBI's taxonomy places the organism in Eukaryota, Metazoa, Arthropoda, Insecta, Coleoptera, Nitidulidae. Gene Ontology annotation, molecular function: transcription elongation factor activity.